AUGGAGGAACACUUGCGCCAAAGUCUUUCAAACCACCCCCACCCUUUUCAGAGCGUGCACCAUACCUCGAGCCGCUCUGAAAGGAUGACACCCACCAACGAAGGUACCACCACUGCCCUCGAUCACGAACUCGCAAUCAUGCACCGCAGUGGCAGCUCCAGUGACGAGGAAGGUGCCCCUCCACCACGAUACACUGCCCAAAAUGAUCCAUUCCGCCUGGCCUCGAAGCUCAAGUCCGAGGAUGAGAUCCGUCAGAUGAAAGCCAAUACCUCCCGGAAACGUGAUUCAACCACCGGCACCAACAAGAAUCGGAAAGUCGCGUCCAUGGUCGAGAACACCACUCGUCUGGGAAAGCAGGCUUUCAUCACAAAGAAACUCCAGGGAUUCUACGAGUCGCAAAACGAGAAUAUCGAGCGCAUGCUCAAGCCUGUGGAAGAACAUCGUCGCGCUGCCCGUGAAUUGAACAUCGAUAACCGUCUGAAAUACCGUAUUGCAGUGUACGGUUCUUUUGCAGCCAACAUCAUCCUCUCCAUCAUUCAAGUCUACGGCGCCGUAUCUUCCGGUUCCCUCUCCCUCUUCACUACCAUGGCCGACGCUGUAUUCGACCCAAUGUCCAACCUGACUCUCCUCCUCUGCAACAAAGCCGUCAACCGAGUCGAUCCACGCAAGUUCCCUGCCGGCAAAGCUCGCAUCGAAACCGCAGGCAAUAUCUGUUUCUGUUUCCUCAUGACAGCCGUCUCCUUCAUUCUAAUUGCUUUCUCAAUCCGCGAGCUAGCAGUGGGCUCCGAGGAAGAAACUCAAAACUUCCACCUCCCCUCCGUGAUCGCCGUUUCAGUCGCCUUCGCCACAAAGCUCGCUCUCUUCCUGUACUGCUGGGCUCUCCGCAACCAAGUCUCCCAGAUUCGCAUUCUGUGGGAAGACCACCGCAACGAUCUAUUCAUCAAUGGAUUCGGUAUCCUCACCUCCGUCGGUGGUAGUAAGUUGCGCUGGUGGAUCGACCCAAUGGGCGCGAUUAUUCUUUCCGUGCUGGUCAGUGUUCUCUGGCUGCACUCUGCGUACGGCGAGUUCCAGCUUCUGGUCGGCGUCACUGCUGACACGAACAUGCAACAACUCAUCACUUACAUCUCGAUGACUCACUCACCAGUCAUCACGGCCAUUGAUACUGUCCGCGCUUACACUUCUGGUCCACGGUUGCUGGUUGAGGUUGACGUUGUCAUGGAUGCGGAUGCGUCUCUUCGUGCUACACAUGACGUUGCCGAGGAGCUUCAGAUCAAGCUUGAGUCUCUUCCUGAUGUUGAGCGUGCUUAUGUCCAUGUCGACUAUGAGACUACGCAUAAGCCAGAGCACUUCCUCAAGAAAGAAUUGUAA
Molecule: messenger RNA, 1368 nt
Organism: Penicillium salamii
Lineage: Eukaryota; Fungi; Ascomycota; Eurotiomycetes; Eurotiales; Aspergillaceae
Source: the annotation of a GenBank genome assembly